AAUCGGACUCAUCAAUCCGGAAUUGUUUUUAGUUUAGACUGACAGUAAUCGUAAUCAUCCAGACGCUUCUUUUCAUUAUUCUUCGCUGUUUGUGUGGUUGUCUACAGCACCUGUUGAAAAUGGCUUCGGAAUUUGGAAUCAAACCUUUGAGUGUGUUUUCAUUGCUAUGUGUUACAUUGCUAUGUUUAUGUAUACACAUGGCUUUGGCAGGCUGGACUAUUGAUGGAGGGUACGAAGGGGCAUACCCAGGAGGAUGCACGAAGCUUAGAGGAGAAUGCCCACAAUUUGAACACUGCAUCCAUGAUGAAGAAGAAUGUCGCCCUGGAAGUAAUAAAUGUCGUUGCAUGUAUGGCUGCGUUUUGGACGGACAUUACCUACGCUAUGAGCAAUGGCGCAGUCUUCCAAAUAGAGGCAUUUGUAUGUGUUUGAACCCAACAAAAAAUGAGACAAAAUGCGUACACCAUUUAGAUGAGUUUUAGAUGAAAAAGAAAAUCUGUUUAAACAAUGCUGUCACAACUGUUGAGGAAGAGAAUAGUGGAAGAAUUUCAGAAGCCUCCCCUCACCAAUCUUCAUUUUUGUUUCGAUUUCUUUUAAAACUAAUUUUCAAGUUAUUUUUUGGGGUGAUAAGAAUCCUGCAAAAUAAUUUAAUCUAGAAUCAGUAAAUAAAUCUGGUUUCAAAUUAAAUUUACUUUUGAAAUCCUA
Molecule: messenger RNA, 702 nt
Organism: Pecten maximus
Lineage: Eukaryota; Metazoa; Mollusca; Bivalvia; Pectinida; Pectinidae
Exons: 4
Coding region: 120-479 (119 amino acids)
Source: RefSeq, a predicted model, not a curated record